Messenger RNA from Octopus sinensis (East Asian common octopus), 2868 nucleotides. RefSeq names its product angiogenic factor with G patch and FHA domains 1. The transcript has 14 exons. The record is from RefSeq and is a predicted model, not a curated record. Gene Ontology annotation, molecular function: protein binding; nucleic acid binding. NCBI's taxonomy places the organism in Eukaryota, Metazoa, Mollusca, Cephalopoda, Octopoda, Octopodidae. Bases 574 to 2793 code for a protein of 739 amino acids.
AUCUCGCAAACCAAAUCCAAACCUGAAACAUAUAUAGAAGUUUAAGGAAAAUAUACUUGUGUUGACGUUGUUCUUUGUUUUUGAAUCUUAACGUGAGUGAAUUAAAAUAUCCUGCAGCAUGGAAUCGAAACCAGCACCUCAGACCCUUACCUCUCUGACUUUUCUUUGUUAAGAAUAAAGUAAAGCUUGUGGAGAAGAGUUUAUUGCAGUCGAUCAAAGUAAAACGUUGACAUUUCGGUAUUUAUAGACUGCAAACGGAUGCGCUAUUUUCCACAUUUUUCCCGUCAUUUUACCUCUCAAGUUCAGAUCUCACUCGGAGCAACUUUGUUUUUUUAAUUUUUAUUUUUCAGAGCAGGUAAAAUAAAUGCCGGUCAUGUACUAUAGUCGAUCUUAUGGACUGUUUCUCAAGGUGGGAUGUGAGUUGUUCAAGAAUGGGCUGUAAGCAAAGUGACAAGUGAAUAAAGCUUAUAACUUUGUACGUUAGGUGUAUGUUUCUUUUGAAAAUCGAAGUUGCGUGCUGGACAGAAAUGAUUCUCAAACACUAGUCUAAUCGAUUCCAUUCUCUGAAAUUUGAUGUCUUAUAUAUUGGGACCGUCCGACAAGGUUUUUGCCGUAUUGCAUCCUGCCCAUUCCAAGUUGAAGUGGAAAUCGAAAGAAUCUACCAACAUAGCUAAUCAUAUAAUGAUGUCUGAAGACAGUGGAAUAAUUUCUAUGAGUGGUAAAUCACUUACCUGUUGUAACUGCAAUUGCCACCUAACGAAUUUGGUUGAGCUUAAGUCUCCAAAUAAUGAAUCUGAAAUUAAUCAAAAUCCCCAGGUGCCGGCAUCUGAUUCUAGCAUGGAAAGUAUCAUGAAAGAGAAUGCUGAUUUAAAAGUGGCUCUGGAAGAUGCUUGGGAAAAACAUGCAAGAUUACUUUACAAGCAGAAAAUGAUGCGCAAAGAAUUUGAUCUGUUGGAGGCAGAACUUUAUAAUUAUCGCAAUAAAAAUGUUGCACACCAUCAAAGCAAAUGUGAUAUAUCCACACAAACAGCCUUAGACACAAACUUCAGUUCUGAUGCAGAUUCCAUAGAGGAAAAUGAUGGCAAAGAUCGUCCUUUGCCUGAUUGGAUUACUAUGAAGCCAGAAUCUCAGUCUGUUGCUGAAAGUGUGAAAGAUGUAGCAGAGAUGAUGGUGAUAGAACUUGAUAUGGAGAAAGAGAAGACUUUAGAUGGUGAUUCCAAUCUUGCCACAGGAUCGAGUAUGGAGAAUCCCCCAGUCGAUUGUUUUAGUUCUGACUCACCGUUUGUCUAUGAUUCUUCUUCUGGAAUGUACUAUGACCACACCAGUGGUUAUUAUUAUGAUGCUAAUUCCACAUUAUAUUACGAUCCACGUACGGGGACAUACUUCUAUUACAACUACACAACCAACGAGUAUAAGUUCCAUUCUAAAGUUGAUUCCACAACCUCUGAGAACAUCGAUGAAUGUGAGUCUCAUUUGAGUGACUCUUCUUUGAAGAGUAAGACAGAAGAUUCCAGUGAGUUAGAGGAAGGAGAGAUCAAAGAACACAAGAAAAAGAAAUCAAAGAAAAAAUUUAAAAAGAAGCAGAAACACAGCCACAAGCACAGUUCUGACCUUCCAGUUGAUCAACAAUGGGAAAGUCGCAGCACAAACCUGCUUUCAGCAGAGGACAAUACAAACACAGGUACAGAAUUCAAUCCCGAAGGCUGUCAUUUGACAGCUGCUACUGUUUCCUAUGGCAUAAGCCCUCCACAAAGUUUAUCUGAGAAAGAUGAAGCUGACUAUCUCGCAUGCCAAGAACUUUAUGCUCAGUCGUCAAAACCAAUAGAACCCGAACAGUUUUACUUCAAGAAAUCAGAUCCCUGUGAUUUGUGGCCAGCUUGUGUUCGAUUAAUUGUGACAAAAUCUAGUUAUUUAAAAAUUGGUAAACUCUUCCUUGUCACAUACACGGGGGCUUCCAUUGGUCAACGAGACAAAGAUUUAAUACAAAUUAUGGACUCUGGCAAACCAGGAUUGUUUGCUAAAAUUUCAUUUAAUGAAAAGAACCAAAAUUAUGCUGUGAUAAGUUAUUCUAAGCAGAUUGGACCAUUUGUGAAUAGUAAUGAAGUUCUUCAGGGAGAGAGUCCUGUCCCACUACAACACGAAGACACCUUGACCGUGGGAGGUACGACCAUGGCAGUCCACAUCCACCCUGGUUCUGAGACUUGCAAUGAUUGUGAACCAGGCCUGGUUCAAGCUAAAUAUGACUCACAAUCAAAAACCUGUCAGCCUGAAAUCCUUCCUUCUGAAAAAUCCAAGCGAGACAAACACCGUCAGCAACUGAAAGAGAUUAAAAAGAAAUAUGGCUUAAAGGAUUCGGCGUAUGUCAGCAAUGUUGAGGCCCUGAAAAACCCCAAUUAUUCUGAUAAAGCUUCGAUCAGACGUAAAACAGUUGGCAGCAGCAACCCCUACAUCGAGAACACAGCAAAAGCAGCAUCAGUUAAUGAAGAGAUUCCAUCAGAAAAUAAAGGAAGGAAGAUGCUGGAAAAAUUAGGCUGGAAUCCAGGAGAAUGUUUAGGCAAAUCAAGCCAAAAUAUAACAGAACCCAUCACUGCCCAGCUAAGGACUGACCAACACGCUGGUUUAGGGAUGGACUGCCAGGCAUCAAUCAGCACUUCACAGAAAUACAAAAACUGGAUGAAUGCAAGAAUCCGUUUUGAAAGGAUCGAGAAAGGGAAAAAGGGGGACAAACUGGACACAAAACUCUCCAAGUCCCAUAAAAUGUGGGUCCAGGGAAAAACAUUAGAACCAUCUUGAAUAAAGUUUUUAAAAAAAUUUAAAUUUCAUAGCAAAAAACAAAACAAAAAAGAAAUAAAAGACUUUUUUUAUAUC